Patiria miniata (bat star) is the source of this 1785-nucleotide messenger RNA. It is a transcript of the gene micu1, whose product is annotated as calcium uptake protein 1, mitochondrial-like. NCBI's taxonomy places the organism in Eukaryota, Metazoa, Echinodermata, Asteroidea, Valvatida, Asterinidae. Gene Ontology annotation, cellular component: uniplex complex. Gene Ontology annotation, biological process: mitochondrial calcium ion homeostasis; calcium import into the mitochondrion. The coding region runs from base 175 to 1593 and encodes 472 amino acids. Gene Ontology annotation, molecular function: calcium ion binding. The transcript is spliced from 13 exons. The record is from RefSeq and is a predicted model, not a curated record.
UUUUUAGACUGGCGCCAUUCCUGUGUACGGGCCAUUUUUCAAGGUGUUAAUUGGUGACUUUUGUGAUAAACUUCCAGGUACCCGUCACUACUUCUCGGAGCAGAAAAGAACCAGUCAUGAAAACUGCGUAAAGUUGAGAUCUAUGUAGGUCAGACAACUACAUUUUGAUGAGAAAUGUUCCACUCUGUGGCAAGGCGGGCACUUUACGUCAUCGUUCAGCAGCAGUGGAGAAGUUUCACUAGCAUUCAGCAGCAUGUCACCCAGAAUCCAUCUCAUGUCAGACGAAUCCUGACCCUACUUGGGGGCGGAGCUGGCCUACUCACAGCUGCGAUUACAUGGGAAAGGUCUCGCCAGUCACUCGCAAAAGAAGUCCAGCAAACAGAGGCGACCGAUGCUGCCAAGGAGACGGAAGAACACGGUGCAGAAGAUGGAGACGGAGAAGAGAAGAAGAGGAAAGGGCCUGGCUUCAGAGACAGAAAGAUCAUCGAGUACGAGAAUCGCAUCCGCGCCUACUCCACACCCGACAAGAUAUUCCGUUACUUUGCAACCAUGAAGGUUUUCACGGAAGAUGGGAUGUCGGAUAUAUUCAUGACAGCUGAGGACUUCAUUCGCACCAUCACGCCAGACCAGAAACAACCAGAGGGUCUGGGUUUGGAUCAGUUCAAAAAGGUAGAAGCCAAGAAAUUGAACUUGAAGAUGAAGAGUCUACAUGAUGGGGAUCAUGACAGCAUCUUUGGCAUGUUGGGAGACAAUGGCCUCAUCUCCUUUGCUGACUACAUGUUCCUUAUCACAGUCUUGUCAACUCCUGAGAGACAUUUUGAGAUAGCUUUCCGCCUGUUUGACAUCAAUGGAGACGGGGAGGUGUCCUAUGAUGAAUUCCAACAGGUUACAGAUGUAAUCAGAGCUCAGACAGCGACUGGCAAGAGACACCGAGAUCGCAAGACGACCGGCAACACACUGGACAAGCCCUUCAAUAGCUCCCUGGACACCGUCUUCUUCGGCCCAAACCUAGACAAGAAGCUGACCUUUGAAACGUUUCGUAAAUUCCACAAACAGCUCAAUCAGGAGAUCUUGAAAAUGGAAUUUGAGAGGUAUAAGCCAGUGGACGGCCGUAUCUCAGAAGUCAACCUGGCCAACUUUCUGUUGGUCUACGCUAACCAGAUCCCCAAGCCAAGAAGGUCUCGCAUGAGAAAGAGAGUCAAGAAGAAAUUCGCUGACGACGACUCAGAAGUCAAGGGCAUCACAUUCAAAGAGUUCAUGGACCUCCAGUUAUUUCUAAAUCACAUUAGGGAUGUGGACACAGCGCUCUCUUUCUACCACGUAGCUGGUGCCGCUAUCGAUCCAGAAACUUUGAGACAUGUCGGUAACAUGGUGGCCAAGGUGAAACUUAGUGACAGGGUUUUGGACGUUGUGUUCACCCUCUUUGAUGAAAACGAUGAUGGCAAACUGAGCAACAAAGAGUUCGUAGGCGUGGUCAAGAAUCGCGUCCAGAGAGGACUGGACAAACCCAAGGAGCUGGGCUUGUCUCACAUCCUGGAAGCGAUGUGGAAGUGUGCCAAGAAGACGCAGGUCUUUCCCGAUACCAAGAGCUAGUCUAGAUCAAGUCUACAGUAUCAAACUAAUUAGCAUUGUACAAAAUGUAAAAACAGGUUACUGCGAUACGUUGUUUGUGCUUAGUAAGCUAUGCACAUUUGGGUCAUGGGAAUUUCAUGACUCUUUGUCACCGUACUUUUUGGUUGUAAAUCCCCAAUAGGGUACACAGGUUUUUUAGGUAAUUACACUUAU